AUGCUUCAAUACGAGCUAUUCGCCGGGGAUUCACUCCCUCCCAAACUUGAAGGAUUCCUGAAGUCGGGCGCGUUGAUAGGGAGUGCCAUUGGGCAACUGCUUUUCGGCUAUCUUGGGGAUGCGUUUGGAAGGAAAGCGAUAUAUGGCAAGGAACUUUUGACGGUCAUUUUUGGGACUAUACUGUGCCUUUCAACGCCGACUGGGAUUCUCAGCCCAUCCAACUCCCUCAUUUACCUCGCAUCGUUCCGUAUCAUCGUUGGCAUUGGUAUCGGCGGCGAUAUUCCCAUGUCCUCGAGCAUCACCGCCGAUCGCACCGAGCCCUGGAAGCGCGGGACUGUCUUGGCGUAUAUUGUUUCGAUGCAAGGAUGGGGCAGCCUCGUUGGAAGUCUUGUCACCAUCGUCGUCCUCGCGGCUUACAAACAUGCCAUCCAUGAUAACGGCGAAAUCAACAAACUAGAUGCAGUGUGGAGGAUCACGAUGGGCCUCUCGCUCGUCCCUGCGUUUGCGACCGUUUAUCAACGGCUUACCCUCCCUGAGCCACCUCUCCACUCUGCCGCUCGCCGUAGAUGCUUUGAUAGAGUUGAUUUAUCGUUGAAUGGUACCAGCGCUACCAGGGAACUUCAGAGCGAGGCCGAAGAAAAGCUACAAACCGAUAUCAACGUUUCGAUGGCAGAUGUACCGAAACCGGCGCACAUACGAGAAUUCUUGGAAUAUCUGUCGGAGGGGGGCCACUGGAAGCAUCUCGUUGGGACGUGUCUCUGCUGGUUCCUCACCAACAUUGCGUUUUACGGCGUGAACCUCAACCAAAACUUCGUUCUUGAGCAAAUUGGAUUCCAAGGCACCACUGGAACGCCCUGGCAGAAGCUUUUCAAGAUAGCCACCGGCAGCUUGAUCAUUACGGUGCUAGGUUUCAUUCCAGGAUAUUACUUCACCAUCUUCACGGUCCACAGACUUGGGCGAAAGUGGAUCCAAGUCCAAGGUGCACUCAUGACGGCUCUAUUUACGGCAAUAUUGGCGGCCAAGUUCCAUUCGCUGGGCACGGUCGCGUUCAUCGUGUGCUUCUCAUUCUUACAGUUCUUCUUCAACUUCGGAACAAAUAUGACGUCCUAUAUCAUCCCAGCAGAAUUGUUCCCCUCGCGGUAUAGAGCUUCCGCUCAGGGCCUCUCUGCCGCCUCCGGUCGAUGCGGCGCCAUUUUCUCAUCGUUGUUCUUCAACCAGCUCAGCAAGAGUGUAGGUACUCCUGUCAUUCUAUGGAUCUUCUUUGCGGUGUCGCUUCUUGCAGUUGUUGUUACUCUGAUCUUUCUGCCCGAGACAAAGGACCGUGACGCAGAUGCCGUUUUCGAAAAGGAGAUGCAAGCAAAAGCUGGAUACGUUGGGUCUUCAAGAGCCGGAAGUAGAACCUCUGCAUCUUGA
Molecule: messenger RNA, 1413 nt
Organism: Pleurotus ostreatus (oyster mushroom)
Lineage: Eukaryota; Fungi; Basidiomycota; Agaricomycetes; Agaricales; Pleurotaceae
Exons: 15
Coding region: 1-1413 (470 amino acids)
Biological process (GO): transmembrane transport
Cellular component (GO): membrane
Molecular function (GO): transmembrane transporter activity
Source: RefSeq, a predicted model, not a curated record